Messenger RNA from Aspergillus clavatus NRRL 1, 2040 nucleotides. It is a transcript of the gene pacC, whose product is annotated as putative C2H2 transcription factor PacC. Gene Ontology annotation, biological process: positive regulation of transcription by RNA polymerase II. Gene Ontology annotation, cellular component: nucleus. The transcript has 3 exons. The coding region runs from base 1 to 2040 and encodes 679 amino acids. Lineage: Eukaryota; Fungi; Ascomycota; Eurotiomycetes; Eurotiales; Aspergillaceae. The record is from RefSeq and is a predicted model, not a curated record.
AUGUCAGAACAUCAGGAUAACAACAACAAUAACAAUACAGCGACAGCCGUGUCUCCCUCGACGACAGUUGCUCCUAUGCCUGCUUCCGUCUCUCAGGAGCAGCCAUCGUCGCAGCUCCCAGCCCCCACCGCUCCUGCGCCCGUGUCGACAGCCACACCCACAUCCUCGGUGACCGCGACCGCAGCUGCUGCGACCGCGGCGGUUGCGACCCCCCAAAUGAAUGGUAGCCCUCGUCUCAGCGAAGAGCUGUCCUGCCUUUGGCAAGGUUGCUCUGAGAAAUGUUCUUCUGCAGAGUCUCUCUACGAACACAUUUGCGAGCGCCACGUCGGUCGGAAAAGCACGAAUAACCUCAACCUGACUUGCCAAUGGGGUAGCUGCCGCACCACAACGGUUAAACGCGACCACAUCACCUCGCACAUCCGUGUCCAUGUACCUCUGAAGCCUCACAAGUGCGAGUUUUGCGGAAAGGCGUUCAAGCGUCCUCAAGAUCUCAAGAAGCAUGUCAAGACGCACGCUGAUGACUCGGUUCUCGUCCGGUCACCCGAACCUGGUUCUAGAAAUUCGGAUAUGAUGUUCCCCGGAAGUGGUAAAGGCUAUGCUGCCGCUGCUCACUACUUUGAGCCCUCGCUAAAUGCUGUGCCCAGCCAGGGAUACGGCCAUGCCGCCCCUCAGUAUUAUCAAGCCCAUCCUCCCCCUCAGCCAGCGAAUCCUUCGUAUGGAAACGUCUACUAUGCUCUCAACCAUGGCCAUGACGGCCAUGCCUCCUACGAAUCCAAGAAGAGGGGUUAUGACGCGCUGAACGAGUUCUUUGGUGAUCUGAAGCGACGUCAAUUCGAUCUCCACUCGUACGCGGCUGUCGGCCAACGCCUCUUGGGACUGCAGAACCUGUCUCUGCCGAUUCUGACCGGCGGCCCUCUGCCUGAAUAUCAGCAGAUGCCAGCGCCUGUGGCGGUCGGCGGUGGCUACAGCCCUGGCGGACACGGUGCUCCUGUCUACCAUUUGCCCCCUAUGAGCAAUGUGCGGACUAAGAAUGAUCUGCUCAACAUCGAUCAGUUCCUCCAGCAGAUGCAGGAAACGAUCUACGAGAACGACGACCAUGUUGCGGCUGCCGGUAUCGCCCAACCCGGAGCUCAUUAUAUCCAUGGUGGCAUGAGCUACCGCACCACGCACUCCCCACCCAGCCAGCUCCCCCCCAGCCAUGCUACGGCUACCACCUCUGCCAGCACCAUGAUGAGCAACCCUGCUACCCACUCGCCUCCCGCCGGCACUCCGGCGCUAACACCGCCCUCGAGCGCCCAGUCGUAUACCUCUGGACGUUCUCCCGUCUCCAUGUCUUCGGUCCACCGUGUCUCACCACCACAUCACGACGGUGGCUCGGGCAUGUACCCCCGCCUUCCAUCUGCCACCAUGGCCGACAGUAUGGCCGCUGGUUACCCGACCAUAUCGAGCGCUGCUCCCCCUUCGACUCUCAGUGGAAUCUUCGACGAUGAUCGUCGCCGGUACACGGGCGGCACCCUGCAGCGUGCUCGGCCCGAAGAACGCCGCCUGUCUGUUGACAUGGACAUCCGGCAGGACGGCAAGGAGGACGGCCAACGUACUCCCACUGGCAAAGAGCCUGCAUCGCAGUCGGCGUCCCCUGUCCGCAUCUCGGCCAAUCUCAUUGACCCUGCGCUGCACUCCAACAGCUCAUCUGAUGUGGAAUCGGCGCUGCGCACGGCACAGGCCGCCACGGAGGUGGCCGAGCGGACAGAUUCUCAAUGGGUUGAGAAGGUUCGUCUCCUUGAGUACCUGCGCAACUACAUUGCCUCUCGCCUGGAUCGAGAAGAGUACGAUACGGCGGAAUCCCGGCGUGAUCUGGCACGCGCUUCACCUGAGAUUCGCCACGAUGGCCACAUGGAGGGCGUUGAGACCGAUCAUGCUCCUACGAAGGCCGAAGAGCCUGUAGCGCCUCAUGCCAUCCGCAGUUCCUCGGAUGAUAGCGUGAUGUAUCCCACGCUACGUGGAUUAGGUGGGGAUGAGGAUACCAAGAUGCACAGUUAA